Molecule: messenger RNA, 723 nt
Organism: Rotaria sp. Silwood1
Lineage: Eukaryota; Metazoa; Rotifera; Eurotatoria; Philodinida; Philodinidae
Source: the annotation of a GenBank genome assembly
AUGCCUACAUCAUCAAUAAGACCUUUUCUUAUUGGCGUUUCAGGAGGACCAUGUUCUGGUAAAUCAACAGUAUGUCAAAAAAUAGUUGAAGCAUUACAACCAGAAGGGGAUGUUGAACAAACAAAUCGUGUCACUGUAAUAGCAAUGGAACAUUUUUAUAAACCUAAAACAGUUGAACAACGUGAAAUGGCUUUACGUGGAAAUUAUAAUCUUGAUCAUCCAAGUGCAUUUGAUGAAAAACUUCUUUAUAAUACGUUAAAAGAUUUACUUGACGGUCAAACGGUUAAAAUUGCUCGUUAUGAUCCUGGUAAAUAUGAACAUAUUGAAGGAGUGUUUGAUACAAUUGAACCUGUACCAGUUAUUAUAAUUGAAGGAAUUCUUGUUUUUUAUUUUCCUGAAAUUCGAAAUUUAUUUCAAAUGAAAUUGUUUGUUGAUACAGAUGCUGAUACACGUUUAGCACGUCGUGUUUUACGUGAUAUGAAACAACAUGGAAGAAAUUUAGAAUAUAUUUUAGCUGGUUAUACAAAUUAUGUCAAACCAUCAUUUGAAGAUUUUUGUUUACCAACUAAAAAAUAUGCCGAUGUUAUUAUACCACGUGGUGCUGAUAAUUAUGUUGCUGUUGAUCUUAUUAUACAACAUAUCAGAGAUUUUCUUAAAAAUAAGCCAGGAAAAUAUGAAAAUCAACUAUCAAUUGAACACAAUGCAAGAUCACGACCACAUUGA